Messenger RNA from Paraglomus brasilianum, 1188 nucleotides. Lineage: Eukaryota; Fungi; Glomeromycota; Glomeromycetes; Paraglomerales; Paraglomeraceae. The record is from the annotation of a GenBank genome assembly.
AUGAAUAAAUUAAACCAUGACGGCCUGCUUGUUCUCGAACAACCGUUCGUAAAGGUUCCUCUCGAACAGCUCAAGAAAUCAGCACGCACAGCACAAAAGCAACUCGACAAAGAUUUGUCAUAUGUCUCGCAAGCAGUAACUGAACUUGCUAAUAAGUGUGACAACGAGCAAAUCGACCCAGCGAGAGCUUCAAUGACAUUAGAAAACAUGGUUGGGAGAUUACAGAAUCUAAAGCGGAAGUUGACCGACAUUAAAUCAGAAGAGUCUCUCUAUGUAUCUCGAUCUCGUCAACGACUCGAACAUCUUAAUGGUCUCACGAAGAUACCUACUGCAAACUCCGAUGCAUAUACUAGAUGGAGCCGCGUAAGGUUAGACAGAAUUCUAGUUGACUAUAUGUUGCGCGAAGGCUUUAACGAAACUGCCGGACAGCUGGCAAGGGAAGAAGGAAUAGAGUCAUAUGUCGACAUGGAGCUAUUUACACAAUCAAAGAGAGUUGAGCAGGCGUUACAGAGAUUCAGCUGUACGGAAGCUUUGCAAUGGUGUAAUGAAAAUAAGAGUAAUUUAAGGAAAAUGAAGAGUACUUUUGAAUUUAAUCUACGACUACAAGAAUACAUAGAACUUGUCAGAGCAAGGAAAACUUCCGAAGCAAUCACGUAUUCACGUAAAUAUCUUACGACUUGGCCAACAGCUCAUCUGAAAGAAAUUUAUCAGGCGAUGGCGUUACUUGCCUUCCCUUCUACUACCCAAUGUAUGCCAUACAAAAAACUUUACGACCGGGCGAGAUGGGAUGCACUUAUACUGCAGUUCCGUGCAGAUAACUUUGCGCUAAAUUCUCUUACGUCUCAGCCUCUUCUUAGCGUAACACUUCAGGCGGGGCUAUCAGCUUUGAAAACUCCAAUGUGUUAUCAGCCUGAAAAUAAAAACAUUAACUGUCCUGUGUGUUCUGAUACUCUGGGCGAGUUGGCAGAGAAGUUGCCGUUGAGCCAUCACGUUAAUUCGACUAUAGUAUGUCGUUUGAGUGGUGAGAUCAUGGAUGAAGAUAACCCACCCAUGGCUCUACAGAAUGGAUAUGUGUAUUCGCACAAGGCGUUGAAGGAAAUGGCAGCAAAAAACAAUAAUCAAAUUACAUGUCCACGUACUGGAGCCGUCUAUGACCAGUCGACUUUGAAAAAAGUAUUUGUUUCAUAA